Theobroma umbraticum is the source of this 2075-nucleotide messenger RNA. The record is from RefSeq and is a predicted model, not a curated record. Lineage: Eukaryota; Viridiplantae; Streptophyta; Magnoliopsida; Malvales; Malvaceae.
UUCCAAUUUCGUUGAUCUCUAAGAUUUCGAGUGCAACAGAGGCAGCUCUUAGCGGUAACUCGAUCGAACACACAUUCUGGAUCUCAUUCAAUGGCAGAAGAGGCCUCUGAAUCAAUCCCGCCGAGGAUGCCAAACCACUUGCCUAACUUAGCAUCCAUGUACUGUGAUCCUGAAAUCCUGGAGCUGGUAUGGGAAGGAGAGAUUCUCAUCGAGGUUGUCGUCCAAGAUACUAAAGAGAGUCGUUUCCCGCUCAGGUAUUUUUCUCAAACUUCCACCGCAAUUCAACGUGAAGAAGCAACCUCCACUGGAAAAUAGAUCAAGGCUGGGGCUGCAACUACGUUCGGCGAUCCCUUAUCGGGCCUUUCAGGUCUGACAAAAGGAUCGUCGUCAAUAAGAAUAAGGUAAACUCUGGAAGCUGGUUACGCACAUUUGUCAGAAUUGUAUGAAGAAUACAAUGUUGUUCUCGAACCCAACAAAAAGUGCUACGAUAAGGAACUCAUAGAUUCUCAUAUUGUUCCUGUAAACAAAUUCAAAAGUUUUAAACAAAGCUACAUGUCCAAGCUCGUAGAAGAGAUUCCCCAGCAUACCAUGAAUAGCGAUAGCGUGGUACCCCAGUCUUCCUUUAAGCAAUCUGAAGCUUCUGUUCCAUUCAUGAGAUCGAAGGAGCAAAACCCAGGAAAUGAUGAGAAAAGGGACAAGGUGAACUUUUCCAUCUUUUUAAGAUCUCCAGCUCUAUUUAAAUCUACCCAUCGAAGCUCUGGUGCAACAAGACCUACUAGCAGCAGUCCAGGUUUAGCAGGAGCUGAUGAGGCUAUUUUGGAAGGCAAUGUGAGAUCUGAGGAUUUAAAAGGCAACGUCGGACCUGCGCCAAGAACUAGCAAUCCCGUUGACAACAUGAUUCUGGUAGAGCCAACUAAUGUCAAAUAUAUUACAAGUAUUGAAAAAGAAGGACACUCUUUGGCAAGCAACAUGAAGCCAAUAUUACCUGAUUCUGAGCCAAAUGAUUCGCUCCUAUAGCAAUCUGAGGCCGUUGGCAAUAAACAUACCCCUUUAAAUACGAGAUUUCCUAGUAAGGUUCGCUCCCUGUCGUCAAAUUUAGCGCCAAAUACAUACAUUAAAGGAAAUCCUGGUAAUGGAAAACCUAUUGAGCAAAUGGUUGCAUCAUCUUCGGUAUGUUCGCUUGGGGCUUCAAAUUGCCCAACAUAUACUUUGAAAAGGAGAUAUGAAGACAGUGAUCUCAGUGAAAAUGCAAUGGACGAACCCGAGGGUACGACAAAAGCAGUGCCAUCACGGGGAAGCAAAGGUGCUAAGAGAAAGCGAAAAGCAGAAGUUCACAACCUAUCUGAAAGGAGGCGAAGAGAUAAAAUCAACGAGAAGAUGCGAGCAUUGCAAGAGCUCAUACCCAACUGUAAUAAGGUGGAUAAAGCUUCGAUGCUUGAUGAGGCAAUUGAGUAUUUAAAGACCCUUCAGUUCCAAGUUCAGAUGAUGUCAAUGGGAACUGGGGCUUAUAUGCCUCCGAUAAUGCUGCCUACGGCGAUGCAACAGAUAAAUGCACAACAUUGGCCUGGUUAUUCUCCCAUGGCUGUUGGGAUGGGUAUGAGGAUGCAAAUGGGUCUUGGGUGCAGCCCAGAACAGUUGCCAACAACUUUCCUAUUGUCAGGAGCUGCCGCAGCUCUGCCUGGGAUCACAACGGAAGCUAGACUCAACAUGCUCGGGUUCCCCGGUCAGGUGUUAUUAAUGUCGAUGUCACGUUCACCUUUUGUAUCGGUCCAGGCCCCAGCUGGGGUAUCUCAACCUCCUGCCGCGCAAGUGGAACUUGCAGGUGCUGCUAUUUCCCUAUCUACACCAAAGGGUCCAAAUCCAACAUGUCAUUAAACUCCAAAAACACUGAACCGCAAAUGAAAUCUCAAAAGUUCGGAAGACCCCGAUAUCCCGUCAGCUUGCAGGGGCCGGACAUCAAGCAUUUCUUGAACUAGUGAACGAUACAUGGGAGACGCUUCAACUGACAAAAACCUCUUGCUUCUUCAUAUCUCGGCUUGUUCCUGCCCUCAAUUCAACGAUGGGCAACUCAGAUC